Cydia fagiglandana is the source of this 519-nucleotide messenger RNA. RefSeq lists its product as uncharacterized. The record is from RefSeq and is a predicted model, not a curated record. The transcript has a single exon. Bases 1 to 519 code for a protein of 172 amino acids. NCBI's taxonomy places the organism in Eukaryota, Metazoa, Arthropoda, Insecta, Lepidoptera, Tortricidae.
AUGGAUGUGGCACAUAGGGUAAAUGUAGCUUGGCUGAGAUGGAGGUCGCUCUCGGGGGUACUCUGUGACCGCCGUGUGCCGAUAAAGACUAAAGGCAAGGUCUACAAAACAGCUGUGAGACCUGCUAUGGUGUAUGGUGCAGAAUGCUGGACGAUCAAACAAGUGCAUGAACAAAAACUCCAUGUCAAUGAGAUGAAGAUGCUGAGAUGGGCGGCCGGUGUGACGAGACUCGAUAAAGUACGUAACGAACACAUCAGAGGAAGCUACAAGGUCGCCCCCAUCACCGACAAGAUUCAAGAAUCGCGCUUGAGAUGGUACGGGCAUAUCAUGAGACGCGACGAAGACCAUGUCGUGAGGAAAGCCCUUGCAUUGCCGAAUAAUAAGAGAGGCAGAGGUCGUCCGCCUGCUACGUGGUGGUCCACCAUAUCAAUGGAUUUGAAACAGGCCCAGUUGAACAAAGAGACAACCCAGGAUCGCCCGACCUGGCGCUUGAGAACGAGGAGGGCCGACCCCAAAUAA